Messenger RNA from Blastomyces dermatitidis ER-3, 3139 nucleotides. RefSeq names its product pfs. NCBI's taxonomy places the organism in Eukaryota, Fungi, Ascomycota, Eurotiomycetes, Onygenales, Ajellomycetaceae. The transcript has a single exon. The coding region runs from base 451 to 2907 and encodes 818 amino acids. Gene Ontology annotation, molecular function: protein binding. The record is from RefSeq and is a predicted model, not a curated record.
GCAAUACAUGAAUGCUAAAAUAUCCUUCGAAUGAACUGAAUAACUCUUUUACCCUCUCACCCCAACCUCGGAAAACUCAAUUCCUUUCAAUGAUGAAUGAUGGAACUUUAUUUAGUUCACGGGAGCUGCCUGCGCUCAACUUCGGCGAUUUUACUUUAUCUAGCUGAAUAUCUGUCACUGAUCUAAUGAUCGAUAUAUUCUGUUACAUACUAUUUGUUUCCCGCAUCCACCUCUCUCGAACCGACCGUUUCUAACAUUUAUCCUGCACCAACAGCAAGAGAGCAAUUCCUAACAUCCACACCUAUUUAUACUCAACCAACACCUACCUAUCAAUUCGUCUCCCCUCCUCCCCCAUAGCAAAAACCCUCAGGAAAGCUCAAAAAUCAAAGAAAAAGAAGUUUCACCAUAAAAACCAGGAGGCCAGAGGAAAGAAGCAAAUAACGAAAAGAAAUGUCUCUGGCAACCUUACCCGCAGAGCUCCUACUCACCAUCGCGUCCUACCUCUUUGCGCCCUCCGACCUCCUCACCCUCCUCGUCCAAAACCGCUACACCUACUCCAUCCUCCACUCAACCCUCUACGCCAUCGACAUCUCCUACUGCGGCUGCUCGGCCCUCCUAUGGGCCGCCAGGCACAACCGCGUUGCGACGGCGGAGCACUCACUCGAGCACGGGGCGCAUAAGGUUCUCAGCGCCUCUUAUCGCAAGGAAAAUAAUUUGAUUACGGGAGGGGUUUUUUGGUCUCCCGGUGAUCUGAAGGAGGAGGGGGCUUCUGCCUUUAUCCCUGUGUUUUGUGGAAUUCCCUGUCCGUAUCCUUUUUCCGACUCGCCUUUCUCGCGUGCGGCGAAAGAGGGGAGUGUGGAUGUGUUGAGGUUGUUGAUUAGGUGGAAUGGAGGGAUUGUGCCUGGGGUCUUGGAGAGGACGAUUUGCCGGGGCAAGCCGACUGGGACCUAUGUGCCGCUAAUAUCGCUGGCAGCGGAGAGGGGCCGCCUGGGUGUUGUGAGGAUGUUGUUGGAGGAGUUCGGGAAGGAUAAAGGGGUGGAUGUGAAUGAGGAGGAUCAAAUCGGAAGAAAUUGUUUGGGGAGGGUGGUUGUGGGUACCUCUUUGUUCAGAGGGACGGGUAGAACUGAGGUGGGGGAAGGAGAACAGGAAGGGGAAAGAGGCGAGAUUAACAACAAGUGGAUAGCUGUCUCCCGUCUGCUGCUGGAGCAUGGGGCGGAUGUUAACCACAAGGAGGAGAAUGGGAUGACGCCACUGGCGCUUGCAGUCUAUUCCUCGAAAGCUCCAGAUGAUUGUGAACUUGUUGCGCGACUGUUGUUGGAGAAUGGGGCGGACCCGAGUCUGGAGGAUAAGCAGGAGAGGACGCCGUUGAUGCAUGCGGUGGUGAAGCAGGAUGUGUGGUUUAUUCGAUUACAACUGGAAUACGCUUCUAAUUGUGGCGGCGGUGGUAAAGGGAUAGACUUAAACAAGGGAGAUUUUAACUACAUGACACCAUUGAAUCAUGCCGCCGUGCGCGGCAAUGAAGUGAUAUUUCGCCUCCUUUUGGAACGGGAAGAGAUCCAUCCGGACGCCGCCGACCCCAAUGGGUAUACACCGUUGACAUGGGCAGUAGUGCGGCAGCACAAAAAUAUCGUUAAGAUGCUGCUCGAGCAUCAUCGUCGGGUUGAUGCGAAUCGUCGAACGGAGACUCAGAAGUGGACGACUCCAUUCAUCGAAUCGAUUACUUCCCACAAGGAUAUUCUCCGCUUAUUUCUCACUCUUCGCGAUCCAGAUAUUAACGCUCUCAAUAGUGACGGGACACCUGUGUUGACGCUGGCGAUACAAAAUAUAAAUACGACCAACCACAGAGGCAAGGACAUUGUCCAAAUGUUGCUUGAGCAGAAGGGCAUCAUAGCUGACCAGCGUGAUAAAGAAGGGAUGACGCCGCUUAUGCAUGCCACAGUGGUUAGUGAAUAUGAUACUGUUGAAUCUCUUGUGUUUAGAAGGGAUGUGGAUAUCGAUGCUAGAGAUCAUACAGGGAGGACGCCGCUUUUCCAUGUUCGGUCGAGUUCAGAGAGUGAGAAAAUAGCCCGUUUGCUGGUAGAGUUUGGCGCGGACAUUAAUGCGAGAGAUAAUGAGGGCGAUGAGACACCAUUUCUGGCUGCAUGGCGCCGACGUGAUUUCAGUGUCAUGGCGCUCCUGCUUGAGGCUGGGGCAAAGCCGACGUGGGUACAGGAGGAAAUCGAUGACGUGCGUGUUUUCCACCCGACCAAGCUGUUUCGGCUGGCUGUGAAAAAUAGACAUGCGAUGUCAACGGAACAGGCUCUCAUUCUGAUUACCAAAGGCGGUCUCCCAGACCCUACCACCUCCCCAGAUAAGUAUGGACGAACGCCGCUGUGCGUUGCUGCUCUGCGUGGGAAAGGAUGGCUUGUCGAAGUGUUGCUUGCACAUAGCAGGGGCGAAUUUGAGCGGACCGCACAACCACUUGCCCUCAUUCUGGCUGCGAUGAACGGACAUGACGGGAUCGUUCGCCAUUUUUUGUCCGCAGAAGCUAAUGGCCCUGACCCUAUUCAGGGAUACAUAGAUCUGCUAGAAGCCAUGCGCCACGGAUACCACGAGGUGGUGAAGAUGUUCAACGACAUCCGCCAUAGUUCUCCUCCUUCGUAUCCAUCAUGGCUGCCAUUGUUCAUAGCUGCCCUAUAUGGGCAUGAGCAUGUUGUGAAAAUGUUUAUAGCAAGCAAAUCGGCCACAAUGGCCAGGAAGAUGGUCGCCUUGCAGAGUGCGAAUAUGGAAAAGAUCGAGAGUGAGAGUGAGCUGGGAGAAGGGUCUGUUGAUUUAACGUUCUUGUGGCUUGCAGCAGACUAUGUAUGGGCAACUGGCGGGGCUGUAUCAUCAACUAAAUUUGUGAAGUAUCAACCGCCCGAUCAGUAGACGAAAUUAGAGGGUGAGAGCAGGGAGGGUAGGUUAGGCUCCGGCCCUGGAAUUUAGAAGGCGAAAGGAUCGCAUGUCGUGAAGGUCACGGUGCUCCGGAUAGCGAUAUCAUCAGAAGCUAAGCUGGCCAUUAAAUAACACAAGCAUAGCAAAAGAUAGAAUAAGGGCAACAAGGAAAUUCCGCAAUGCAGUGAUUCAUAUAUUUCUAGCACGGGACUACGUACUGAUUAGG